Messenger RNA from Pristis pectinata (smalltooth sawfish), 1422 nucleotides. Its product is annotated as zinc-binding protein A33-like. The coding region runs from base 10 to 1422 and encodes 470 amino acids. The transcript is spliced from 6 exons. Gene Ontology annotation, molecular function: protein binding. The record is from RefSeq and is a predicted model, not a curated record. Lineage: Eukaryota; Metazoa; Chordata; Chondrichthyes; Rhinopristiformes; Pristidae.
GCAGGGCAAAUGGCUGAGAGUUUGGACCAGAACCUGCGCUGCGGUGUCUGUGCGCGGAUAUAUUCCGAGCCCGUGACCCUGGACUGCGGGCACAAUUUCUGCAGGCCCUGUGUCCUGGGGCUGUGGGGCAACCUAGAGGACACUGUCUCCUGCCCACAGUGUGGCCAGCAGUUCCCCAGGAGGGAGCUGAAGACCAACCAGCUGUUGGCAACCCUGGUGACCAGCCUGGGUGUCCUGAGCCUGGAACCCAGCCCUGUGGUGAGCGGACAAAGGUGCCAAUCCCACUGGGCAGAGCCAAUGCUCUUCUGCUCCAAGAACCUCAUGCUGGUGUGUCCCAGCUGCCUGGCACGGGAUCCGGACAAAAGGAAAUCCUUAAUGCCUCCAGAGGAAGCCUACACAUUCUGCCAGGAGAAACUGGAGAACUCGGCGGCGUUCCUGGAGAAGAGAUUGGAGGAGUAUCGGCUGGCGGAGUCCAGCCAGGGCGCCCGAAUCUCCGAGACUCUGGAGUUGGCAGAUAACCUCCAGGAGAACAUCGAGACACAAUUUGCCAAGAUGCACCAGCUCCUGUCGGAGCAGGAGAUGAAGCUGAGGGACCGGUUGACCGAGGAGUCCCAGGGCCUUGUGCAGGCGCUGGAGGGAAACCUCAAGCUGGUCUCCAAGAGGACCGCCUCCGUCCAGAAGCUCAUCGCAGAGAUACGCUCACUGACCGACACUGAGGACCGAGACAGGCUCCUGACGGAAAUCAAGAACAUCCUCCAAAGGAGCGACCUGCACCAGGAGCCGGUGCUCCAGCUGCCCGGGAUGAGCGUGGGUGAGUUCCGCGGGCCGCUGCAGUACGCGGCGUGGAAGCAGAUGUUGAGCAUCGUCAGCCCAGCUCCGGCCCCGCUCACGUUGGACCCGGAGACGGCGAGCCCCUGCCUGAUGCUCUCCAAGGACCACACCAUGGUGAAGAGGCGCACCAAGCUCCGGCAAGUGCCGGAGAGCGGCAGGAGGUUCGCCUUCUGUGCGGCCGCGCUGACCACCGAGGGCUUCGCCUCCGGGACGCACUACUGGGAGGUGGACGUGGAGACUUCGGCCGGCUGGAUCGUCGGCGCCGCCAGGGAGACGGCGGAACGCAGCGAGGAGGUGCCGCUGACGCCCGCCAACGGCUACUGGACCGUCCGGCUGUGGAACGACAAGGUGCAUUGGUGCCGCGACAGGCUGGCAUCGGCUCACUCCUGCGCCGACGCCAAGCCCCAGCGGGUGGGGGUCUACCUGGACUACGAGGCGGGUCAGCUCUCCUUCUACGACGCCGGCGACAUGUCGCACCUCUGCACCUUCUUCGACCACUUCGCCGAGAAGAUCUACCCCUUCGUUUUCCCUCUGUCCGGCCUGGAACCGGCCGAGACUGAGGUCCUCAGGCUCUUCCAUCUGCGGCUGUGA